Beta vulgaris subsp. vulgaris (sugar beet) is the source of this 1374-nucleotide messenger RNA. RefSeq names its product mannan endo-1,4-beta-mannosidase 6. The record is from RefSeq and is a predicted model, not a curated record. Lineage: Eukaryota; Viridiplantae; Streptophyta; Magnoliopsida; Caryophyllales; Amaranthaceae. Gene Ontology annotation, molecular function: hydrolase activity, hydrolyzing O-glycosyl compounds.
AUGCAAGAGCAAAAAAAGAUGAAAAACAACACUGAAUGGAAAGAUAAAUUCAUGUACCCAAUUCUUGGAAUAGGUACAAUUUUCACAAUUCUCUACCUCAAUUUCAAUGAUCAUCAGUUUAAUAUCGAUUUUCCCAUUGUUUUUUGGCAGAAAAAGAUGGAUUUUGUAGGGGUAAAUUCUACCCAUUUUGUCAUAAUCAAAGACCAUGAUUAUGAUAAUCAAAGGAUGUAUGUCAAUGGGUGGAAUUCAUACUGGUUGAUGGAGGAGAGUGUGUGGGGUCCAUCAAGAUCAAAGGUGUCCAAGAUGCUUAAGAGAGGUGCUCUUAUGGGGUUGAAUGUUUGCCGUACUUGGGCUUUCAGUGAUGGCCCUGGCCCUAAUUCUUUGCAGAUUUCACCUGGGCUUUUUAAUGAAAGAGUGCUUAAGGGAUUGGAUUAUGUGAUUGUGGAGGCGAGGAAGAAUGGGAUAAGAUUAAUUCUUAGUCUAGUAAACAAUUUGAACGCAUUUGGGGGAAAAGCGCAGUAUGUGAAGUGGGCACUUGAAGCCGGACUCAACGUCUCAUCAUCUGCUGAUUCCUUCUUUUCAGAUUCAACAAUUAAGGGUUAUUAUAAAGCUUAUGUUAAGGCUAUCGUAACGAGAAAGAACUCUUUAACCGGUGUCAGAUAUUAUGAGGAACCAGCCAUAUUUGCCUGGGAGCUUAUAAAUGAGCCGCGAUGUGAUUAUGACUGUUCUUCUUCCAUUCUUCAGGAUUGGAUUGUUGAGAUGGUUGCAUAUAUCAAGAGUUUGGACCAAAAACAUCUGGUUACUAUUGGUCUUGAAGGGUUUUAUGGACCUAGAGCUGCAGAAAGUUCUGGAGUAACAAAUCCAGGGGAAUGGGCUGCCUCACUUGGAACUGACUUUAUACAGAAUUCAGCUGUUGAUGGAAUCGACUUUGCUUCGGUUCAUGCAUACCCUGAUAGCUGGAUGCCACAUGCAAAUGCCACUACAAAAUUGGAUUUUGUUUUUCAAUGGUUGGAUUCUCAUAUUAGUUUUGGAGUGAAUAUCCUGAAGAAACCUGUUCUAUUUACUGAAGUUGGGUAUCCAUUACAUGUUAAAGGCGAAGGAGGUGGUUAUGGAGACACUUUGUUGAGAAUCGUCUAUGAUAGAAUAUAUGAGUCGGCUAAGAAAGGCGGGGCAGGAGCUGGAGCCUUGAUAUGGCAGUUGUUGGUUGAAGAAAUGGAGGAAUAUGGGGACAGAUUUUCUCUUGUAGCAUGGAAAUACCCUUCUACUUAUAAACUUAUUGUAGAACAAUCAUGUAGAUUAAAAAGUAUAUCUGGAAAUGAAAUUUUUUUUGCAAAACUCAACGGAGAAGAUCCUUGCUCUAGACUCAGGCCCUAG